UGAAACCGAAACGAAAACCUGCUGCACUCUCAUUCGUGACGAAAGGAUGUACGCCCGGUUGUAGUCGAAUGAAUCCGUGUACAUCAUCACCCCCCCAGAUGCCACGUGGCUCUGGAUCCGUGGAAAACUCCACCCUGGAAUCUCACGGCCUGCAAUUGCUCGAGAUGCCUGGAAAGGAGGAAUACGAGGAGCUGCGCGAACUUCUGCAGUCGUGGGAUGUCGCCGAUCUGCUGCCCCACCUGCAAGAUGAAGCCAUCAACGUGGACGAGCUGCAGAUGAUCAAGCGUCAUCAUCUGUCCGAGUUGCUGCGAAACUUUCGCUUUGGAACCCGCAUUCGCUUCGAGCACCACUUGGAGCGCUGGCGCCGCUGGCUGAACGUACCGCUCCAGGGCGCCCAGGGGCAGGGAUCGAGCCACUGCUCCGGCUGCCGCUGCCCGGAGGUUCUGGGCCAGUCACAUUGCCAGGGACAGUCGCCGUUGCCCAUGGACCACCCUUCAGAGCAGGAUGAGGUACAUAAACUGGAAGAUCUGGCCAAGACAAUACCGGCAGAAUCGCUGGUGGCCCUCAGUGAGCACAGGGAGAUGCCGGUGCCCUUUCCAUUGCCCUUGGUUCAUCCGCCUGCGCAAAUAACCAACGACAUGAUGAUGGUCAAACAGGAGCUGUUGCCGAUGCAGCAAUCUAGGAAACAACCUGAAGCCGUACCGAUGGCUGGGUCUUCAGGAGGAGCCUCGCUCUGCAAGGAGGAUGCAAUUGCCGCUCCCGACCAAGAAGUUAGCAUUUUGGGCAUUCUGCGAUCCUCGGGUAUGAAGGCUCAGAGCUUGCUGGAGCGUAUUGGCCAAAACGAGCCGCUCGAUGCAGUGCAGCGCCUUUUGCUCAUACAACUGGUGUGCAGCUACUACGAGGAGAACCAGCUGCACCUGACCCUGCAGAGGAGUCACUUGCUGGAACGCGAGAUACUGCAGCUCUUCCCGCAGGAACAGCUCAGCUACUACCGCACCGAGCGGAGGGGCAAAAUCUACGUGAGAUUCACCAACAUGAAGCGAAGCAAGAGGCUCAGUUCGUCGCGCCAGGAGCUCAAACGACGCCGUUCCGAGCUGACAAGAGCGAUUCCAACUGGUCAAGUACACGAUGCUAGUGGUAAUGUGACCUUUGCGGGAGAACAAAUCUCCAGUCCAGAUCGCUCCGAUUGAACUGGCUUGUUAUGCAGUUAAGCAGCUGAACCCAAAGCCUUAACGCAAUGCUUAUCCUAAGUCUAAGUAGCUACUCGAUGUGUAAUUUCUUGACUUUAUAUCUGUGAACCGACCAUAUAGAGGGUAUUUUGCGGGUCGACGCGAUCCGCCGACUGACGAAACUAAAUCGAAACUGAAUUUUGGUUA
Drosophila santomea is the source of this 1376-nucleotide messenger RNA. RefSeq lists its product as uncharacterized. The coding region runs from base 69 to 1190 and encodes 373 amino acids. NCBI's taxonomy places the organism in Eukaryota, Metazoa, Arthropoda, Insecta, Diptera, Drosophilidae. The transcript is spliced from 3 exons. The record is from RefSeq and is a predicted model, not a curated record.